This is a messenger RNA of Tigriopus californicus, 3096 nucleotides long. Its product is annotated as facilitated trehalose transporter Tret1-2 homolog. The record is from RefSeq and is a predicted model, not a curated record. Gene Ontology annotation, molecular function: transmembrane transporter activity. Gene Ontology annotation, biological process: transmembrane transport. The transcript is spliced from 3 exons. Gene Ontology annotation, cellular component: membrane. NCBI's taxonomy places the organism in Eukaryota, Metazoa, Arthropoda, Copepoda, Harpacticoida, Harpacticidae. Bases 968 to 2692 code for a protein of 574 amino acids.
GAGCAGUUCUCGUGAGCUAUUCCAUGUCGACAGAGGUUUUAAUGAGUGUUCGUUCUGCCAAUGCAGAGACAGAAAGUGACAAGAGCUAAUGUCCGCUGGCCAUGAAAAAUUGAGCGGAGCUUGAGAUUCCACACACGGAACACUGGACCUUCUUGAAUCCAUCUGAAUUUCGGAUUGCCAAACAGCAUUGAGCGGACUCAACGCGUUAGUUUGAGUGUCAAACCACAACGUGGUGGAGAUCGGGCUCAAGGGUAUCACGUUAACCGUUCUCCACGACCUGAUUGAAACCAUGAGUGUCGAGUUUUACAAGCACCGCGGAGGCACCGCGCCCCCUGCAACAACAAUCACGACAACAGCAACUUCUACAACAACAACAACAACAACAAGGAGAAGGAGGAGGAGCGCGAGUGUCGUUGCCCCUGUCCCCUCAAAUCUAGCGAGAAUGAGCUCGUUUUGUUUCCGAAUUAUCCUCGUUUUUUGAGCAUUUGUGGAGGAAAGGCACACCACGGACGACGGACGACCCCUUCUCCGUCCCUGUCUCUUUCUGCUGCCUGUGUGCCCCUCAUUCUCCUAGUCUAGUACGUGGAUGGAGUUUGUGGAGACUCGGACCUGAUCUGUCUUGCAGUGACACUUUCCACGCUGAUUUGAAGUCUCAUACUUUUGUCCAAGUCCUCGCCCGAUCGAGAAACAAACUAACACCAAGUCCAUCUGAGGCUGCCGUGGCGACUCUCCAAUACUCUAUGGACACCGUGUAUUUCCAAGUUGAACUGGCCAUUUCGGCGAUGAGAAAGACAGACUGAGUGACAAGUGAUUAGACUUUGGUGCUCCAAACACGACAAACACAUACACACACACAUAGCUUUAGUGACUUUCUCUAUAAGCUAACUCAUGUUUAUGAUCAAUACAACGCAUCCUUCGGGAUUUCACCGACAGAUAUUGUGACCACUUUGCAACGGAUCACAUCUUCAUGUGCCUCUAUCUGAUUAUGAAAAAUGCUGUGCCGCUCCUGGCAGCGGUAUCGGUAUCGACGGGUUGCAUAUCAUACGGCAUCUGUAUGGCCUACACCUCUUCAGCCAUUCCAUCCAUGUUGGCUCCAAACAAUUCGCUCACAAUUGAAAUCGGAACCCAAGAAACAACCUGGAUGAGUAGCCUUCUCGCAUUGGGUGCGCUCUUUGGCUCAUUAAGCGCAGUCUAUCUAAUGGAUGCUAUCGGUCGAAAAGCAUCGCUUCUGGCCUUUUCCGUGAUGAGCCUCUUCAUCGGAUGGACUUUGUUAAUGGCAUCCAGUCAAACGUGGCAGCUGUAUGCCGGGAGGUUCCUGUUAGGCUUAGGUGCUGGUCUGGAGAUCACCAUCUCGCCAGUGUACAUCCAUGAGAUAUGUCGUCCAGUCCUAAGGGAUAUCUGUGGCAGCUUCCCUCAGGUGUUCAUCUCCUUGGGGAUUCUUCUGUGUUAUAUCAUGGGCAGAAGCCUCGAGUGGAAUUGGUUGGCCUUAGCCAGUUGUGUCUUCCUGUGCCCGUUCACAUUUGGCCUGUAUUUCAUUCCGGAGAGCCCACCUUGGCUAGUAUACAACGACGAGGAGGACUUGGCCUUCAAGUCCAUGGUGUUGAUUCGCGGCGAGGAAUACGACGCCACGGUGGAGAUCAGAAAAAUCAAGGAGAAGCUGGCAUUCCAUCGCAAUGACCUUCACGCCAUUCUUCAUGAGACCGACGCGGACAACCUCGACCAUGAGGGUGGCAAACCCAAGUUCCAAUGUUGGGAGCUGCUUCAUAGCUCCGUCUUUUAUCCGUUCAUUGUGAUACUAGUGUUAAUGUUCCUUCUUCAAUUCUCCGGCCAAGGCGCAAUCACCUUCUACACCGCCAUGAUCUUCAAGGAGGCCGAAUGUGUGCUAAGCCCCAAGGAUUGCGCUUUCAUUAUCGGGAUAACCUAUUUCCUCUCCUCCAUAUUGGGGCUCGUUCUGAAGAAGCACUGCGGAAGACGGCGUCUCCUUCUGAUUUCCGAAUUCGGCAUGGCUGUGGCCCAAUUGUCCAUGGGCCUAUACUUCUACCUUCUCAAGGCUGAUGAGACAGUCCUAGACCCGAACGUAAGUAGUACCUUGGACGAGGUGGACGAGCAAGGUGAGGAUGCCACCGUUCUCUUGGAAGAUCCAUCCCACCCUCAGGCUUUGAGUGGAAAAACGAAUUGGGCCGCCCUCACCAAAUUGGAGUACGUGCGAUUGCUGCCCAUUCCAAUUCUCGUCCUCUUUACUCUCGCUUACAACAUCGGGAUGGGCAGCCUCACUUGGGUGGUGGCCACGGAAAUUCUCCCGUUACGCUCCAGACGCUGGACCCAAACCAUAUCCAAUGUGACUUCCAACUUUUGGUGGUUCGUCGUCACCAAGACAUUCCAUGACAUGUACUAUAAUGUGGCCCCAUUCGUGCCUUUCUUCCUCUACGGCUCGGUGUGUGUGUUUGGCUUCAUUUUCAUUUUCAUUUUCCUGCCCGAGACCCAUGGGAAAACGGCGGAGGAGACCGCCAAAGCAUUCCAUGGCCUUCGGCCCAUGCUCAAGCGACUCAAGUGUCCAAAUUUGUGCCCAUGUUUACCUUUGCGGAAGCUCAAGGCACAAGGCAACGCCACAACUGCAUCCACAACGACGACGCCUCAUAAUCAGCCUCCGCAGACGCAACAACAAAUUGAACUGACCAACAGCAUCAGCUAGGGAUGCAAGCCUCCCAAAACUUUGGGAGGGAAAGAGUGCUCAAGCUUGGGAUGCGAAUCUCGGUCGGGGGAAACCACUCUAAUCUGAUUAGAGCCAACUGAAAAGGCCUUGAAAUAUGAUGGCCCCGAAGUAGAGUCAUCCCGCUUUAUCGCAGACCACCAGCUAGCCAAACGCAGGCACACUCACACCCACACCGACACACACGGGCGUUUGUGACAAGAAAUUGCUCUGCAAUUUCUGUCUGACAGUGCGUGUUUCACCCAUUGCGCCAAUCCAGGCCUAGAUUUCCGCAAACCUAUUUUUUGCUCAAGACCUUCUCCUACACAAAAUGAUUUCUCUCCUCUGGUUAUUUUUUUUCUUCCUUUUGAUGUAGAUCUUUGAUAAAGUAUAUACAUUGGCAACCA